This is a messenger RNA of Biomphalaria glabrata, 3656 nucleotides long. RefSeq lists its product as uncharacterized. Gene Ontology annotation, molecular function: metalloendopeptidase activity. Gene Ontology annotation, biological process: proteolysis. The transcript is spliced from 19 exons. The record is from RefSeq and is a predicted model, not a curated record. Lineage: Eukaryota; Metazoa; Mollusca; Gastropoda; Planorbidae. Bases 205 to 2880 code for a protein of 891 amino acids.
UCCCUUGUAUCCAGAGUUCCCGAUUGCCAGAAUGAACCAGGUGGAGGUUGAGCAGCUAGUUCAUGUAAACCAACGACGAUAUUUAUUUGAAAAUUUCCAACAAAACAGUUGCUGUAUGACAGUCUACACUAAAGAAUACGGUGCUAAAGAAAAUAAGUUACUCUAUUGUUUAGCGGAGGCGUUCUUACCAUACAGUGAUCUAACAUGGAAGGCAGUAGAUAUGUGACCAUUUUGAUAUUAUGGAAUAUGUUGAUAACUUCUCCAAUAGAUUCAACCCAGGUUCAGAUCUACAUUAAUAGCGAAGGACUCUCGGACAUUGAUCUACCAAGUAAAUUGCAAGUUUCUUUUUCCUUGAACGAACAAUCCAGAACUAAACUGGACUUACGACUUGAGCCACACUAUCAUCUGGACAUACCAGUGUAUACUGUCCACAAAAGAAAGAAUGGAAAUUACGUCACACAAAAAGUGGAUUUAGUCGAAACUAAGAAUGUUGGUAUAUACCGAAAUGUCAGACAUCAAGCAUUAUUUCAAGUAACAAGGUCACAUGAACUCCAGUCAAAUGUAUCAAUUCAAACUGGUCAGUUCCAUAAAGAUGGUCACAUUUACAAGGUCGUGAAAAUGAAUAGAGUGAAGCGAGAGGCUGUGGAUGACGUCAUGCACGCUGUUGAAUCUUACGAUAUAACACCAAUCAUCAACCCGAAACUAGACCAAAUUGACUUAGUCUUAAAAAAUAAACAAAAAGCCCCAAAUAUCUAUGAAGUGCCAACAAAAAAAUCAGAGACCAGAACUCACUCCCAACGAAAACCACACCAGGCAAGACCUAAAAGAAGUCUGACAGUCCCGACCUACUACAUCGAUAUUGCUGCAUUUGUUGACUCUACUGCAUUCCAGAAAUUUCUUCAACACGCUGGAUAUAACAAAACUUUAACUUAUUUACAGAUGCGUGAAUAUUACGCUUUUCUAUUUAGUGGGAUUAACAUGAUUUACCAAGGUCUGGGAUCUGACAAGUUUAAACUUCAAGUUAGUCUUUCAAGACUUGUUGUUUUUGAGAAAGCAUCAGACUUCCGAUUCAUUUUUAUACCGACUUACAGCUACCAAACUUAUUUUAAUGACUUUAGUUUUAGAACUCAGGUCAUUAGUACAAAGGUAGACUCUGAGAAAGUCUUUGAAAAGUUCAACCAGUACUUGACUAUGUCUGCGAGGGAUGUUACGUCCCACAAUGACCAUGCCAUGUUUUUUGUUGGGUCUGAUCUGUGGGUAAACUAUUUGAACCUAAUACACCAGGAUAUACUAGGAUUAGCUCAUAAAAGCUCAUUAUGUGAAACUAACGGGAAAAGCUCUUCACUGAUAGAGGAGAAUGUGGAUUAUACAAAUCUAAUUGUAGCCGCACAUGAACUAGGACACAGUUUGUCUGCUGAACAUGACAGUACCAAUAAUGACUGCACUCAAAAAGAGGAUUAUUUAAUGACUAUGGUCUGGAAUACCGACGACUCCAGUAAGAUGAAACAUCUCUGGCAGUUCUCAAACUGUAGCUUGGCUUAUAUUGAAAGUUUUAUAACAAACUUAAGUCACACCGCCCAUGGACAGAUGUGUUUGGGUAGAUCUAAGAAUGUGGACGGUCAGUUCCCGGAGAUCAGUCAUCGUUUGCUUGGACAAGAGAUUCCACCCUCUAAACAAUGUCAGCUAAGACAUGGACGUUUGUCGUAUGAUUGCAGGAUGACCAACUAUUCUGAUAUUUGUACAGCUCUAUAUUGCUAUGAUCCCAGUGAGUUCCAGUGCAAGUUUAGGCCAGCUCUGGCAGGAACCAGCUGCGGCAGCGGCAAGGUGUGCAAACAAGGUAAAUGUGUGUUUGAACCUUCAGCGCCAAAAGUAAAUGAGAACUGUAUGUUUGGAGAUAGUAGAAUGUCAUCUUACGAAAGCUGCAAUACUUCCAUCACAAAAUUUAAUGGCCAUUGCUACAAUUCUGUAAGGCACAGAAGAUGCUGUCAUUCCUGUGCUGCUGUAGUUAGAAAUAUACCCGGUUGUGAGUACGGUGAUGAGUACAGCUACUGUCACCCAGGAUCUUGUUUUAACACUUUCUAUUUCAAAAAGUGUUGUUACACAUGCAGAAAUCACAGAAAUCUAACUGACAGCACCCAUAAUUCUACUUCCGUUAUGACGACAGCCAAAAGUGAGUGUUUGUAUGACUUGAGUCGCUAUUGUAUGGUCUCGCUCUGUUCUAUGGAGAGCAUUCGCAAGCUGUGUUGUUAUACGUGUAAACACUACACUCCAAGAACUACAGUCUCUGUAGCAAGUUGUCUGUAUGGUGACAUUUCCAAAAGUUGCUGGCCAAGUGAUUGCUCACAUUCCAGAUUGCGUCUUCUGUGUUGUGAUACCUGCAGACAGUAUAACUACCAAACAAGUAGUGUUUUCCUGAACCCAAUCACUACAUCUAGAAUUAGUACUACUACCACUACUACAAGAACUACAACAAUACCUACUACAACUACUACAGGAUCUACUACAAGAUUUAGGACUGAUAUAAAUUGUUGGUAUGGUGACAUAUCUCGACACUGCCAUGUACGUGAUUGUUCCAGCCCAAUAGGGCAACGUCGAUGUUGCGAUACAUGUCGUAGAAGAACUGACUUGAACACCAGUACUACAUCCAGACCUACUACAACUACUGCUACAUCAACUACACGAUCUUCAAGAUCUACUUUUGAUAGAAACUGUCAGUUGCAAAGUCGCCGGCCAGAAAUCUGCAAAUCUCUAAGAUACUGCCAUUCACAUUUGUUGGAGUGCUGUUUUACUUGUAGUUAUGGACAGCAACUCAUGAGUGAACAUUUGGUAUUGGCUGUAUUGCUGGCUGCAGCCUUGACUGAGCUCAAUCUCAUAUCAUGAAAAACAUUGAUCCAAGACAAAUGGAUAAAGUUGAAUAUAAAUUCAUAGAAUUCCAUUGUUUAAUUAUUAUUUAUAAUGUUGAAAGUAACUGUUUGUACAGCUAUUUAAAUCAAUGAUUUCCAUUCAUAUGAAACACUUACUUACUUAUUCCUGUGAACUCCUAUGAGUACAUGUGACACAACCACACCUCUGCACUGAAAUCGGUUCCGAGCAACUUUCUUCGUCUGCUUCCAUGUGUUCCUAGUAUCAAAUUAAACACUUUUUUUGUAUAGCAGUAUAUUUUAAAAUCAGACUUGUACAUAUUUGGAGAACUACGUCAAUCACUGUUAGCCUACUUUGAUGACACCAUAAUGCCGCUAUAUUUAUAAUAAGAUACGUCAUUACAUGUGCGAUGUGCACAAAAUGCUGUCCAAGAGUGCACAGUAAAGUUCCCCUUUCAGACCUUGCGAUCUACAUGGCAGAUAAUGUUUCUGUGGACUACGUUUAACAAGGGUAUGGGCAUAGCGGGGAGGGGGGGGGGGUUGAGAGUUCAACCGAAAUCCCGGCUAUGCCCAUAAAUGAGUGUGUUAUCUGGUCAGCACAACGAACAACGGCCUUUACUUCUCCCCAACUAAUGUUAGGUAGCUAUUAUUUCUGGGUAGACUCAGAGUUGCCCAAAGAUUCCGAAAUGAAAAAAUUCCAGUCUUCACCAGGAUUUGAAACCGGGAGCCCCAGUUCGGAAGCCAAGCGCUUUACCAAGUGCAAACAUUGUUGAAAAUUAAAUGUUUAAAAUAUUA